Messenger RNA from Clarias gariepinus (North African catfish), 2915 nucleotides. It is a transcript of the gene mdm4, whose product is annotated as MDM4 regulator of p53. Lineage: Eukaryota; Metazoa; Chordata; Actinopteri; Siluriformes; Clariidae. Gene Ontology annotation, biological process: protein ubiquitination; regulation of cell cycle; negative regulation of apoptotic process. Gene Ontology annotation, cellular component: nucleus. Gene Ontology annotation, molecular function: ubiquitin-protein transferase activity. The coding region runs from base 154 to 1569 and encodes 471 amino acids. The transcript is spliced from 11 exons. The record is from RefSeq and is a predicted model, not a curated record.
UGUAGGCGGUUAACCAUUCUCCGACUGUUAGCUAGGAGCAUCAUUCAAAAAAAUAAAUAAUUAAAAUUAAAAAUAACGCUGCUGGUUAAAGCCGCUGGCCUGUUUUAGCGAAAAAACCAACAAUGUAAACCUUUAGUAAUUUUAAGCUUCCUAAUGAUGGACUCCAUGUCAUCAGCCCUGCACACGGCUUCAAGCCCAGCAUGCAGAGCUCUGCCCGGGGAAGGAAGUCCGGUCCAGCCCAAGGCUCCCCUGCUGCAGAUUCUCCGGGUAGCUGGAGCUCAGGAGGAGGUUUUCACUCUGAAGGAGGUCAUGCACUACCUUGGCCAGUACAUUAUCGUGAAGGAAUUGUAUGACAAACAGAGGCAGCACAUAGUUCAUUGUCAAGAUGAUCCACUUGGCGAGCUGCUGGAAGUGGGAAGCUUUUCUGUCAAAAGUCCCAGCCCUGUCUAUGAGAUGCUGAAGAGGAACUUGCUCAUUCUGAGUGACUCAGACGCGGCAAAGAAUGUUUCAGUCGGCCAGGAUUCUAAUCAGUCUCCAUGUGAAGAUCCCGGUCAGGUCUCCAGCAAGAUGUGUAUUUCUGGAACAGCCCUUAGUGAUGGCAGUACAUGUGCCAUGCAGAACUCCUCUCAACGAAGACCACGAGAUGAAGAUGAUGACUCAUUAAAUGGGAUGCCCAGAUCAGCCUGUAAGCGGCCAAAGCUGGAUGUGAGUCUGGACGAAUGGGACCUGUCUGGUCUGCCCUGGUGGUUUCUGGGUAACCUGCGCAGUAACUACACCCGUAGGAGCAAUGGCUCCACUGACAUCCACACAAAUCAAGAGGAGGACACUGCUGUGGUGUCAGACACUACCGAUGACCUGUGGUUUCUCAACGAGGCAGAGAGCGAGCAAGUUAGUGUGGAGAUGAAGGAAGCGGUGCUUGAACAGGGCAGUGACUCCGAGUCGCCUCAGGAGGAAGAGGAGCAAGGGAGGGACAGCAAAGAGGACAAGGAGAUGCAGGAGGAGCUGGAUGAUGACUCGCAGUGUCUUAGCGAUGACACGGACACCGAGAUCUCCACACAGGAUGCUUGGCAGUGCUCAGAGUGUCGCAAGUUUAACUCGGCCACUCAGCGAUACUGCAUGCGUUGCUGGGCACUGCGUAAGGACUGGUACAAGGACUGUACGCGCCUAUCACACGCCGUUUCAAUUACCGACCUCCCAAAUUCCAAAGAUGAAAACGAGUAUGAGGAUGAUGGCAUCGACGUGCCCGACUGCCCGAGAGUCAUUUCAGACCCUGUCAUCCUGCCUUCACAUUGGGUAUCCCGUGAUUUACCUGCCCUGCCUGCAUCUGGCAAGGGCAAAGCACCACGCCGGGUGCUUCAGAGUCCCCAGGAGAGCCAGGAAGGGCGCACAGUCAUGCUGGAACCUUGCAGGCUGUGCCGUGUGCGACCACGUGACGGCAACAUCAUUCAUGGGAGCACAGCGCACAUGCUCACCUGCUUUCCCUGCGCGCGCAAGCUACAUAAGUGCCAUGCGCCAUGCCCUGGCUGUGGCCAGAUCAUUCAGAAAGUCAUCAAGGUGUUUGUAGCCUGACACACCAAGUGUACAGGGGGCUCUGUGUCCUAAUAAACAAAUAGCAGGCAUGUAAAAAUAAACAUUUAAAAAAAGGCCAUAUGAAUAUGGUAUACAAAGUUUUUCAUGUCUAACAACUAAUUAAAGGUUUGCAUGUAAAAUAUACAUAUGUAAGUUCUACAGAGCAUCCUGUUUGAAUGUAGAAGGUGUGAAGUAAUGACCAGUAACAAUGCAUAAUUUGUAAAUAGCUUAUUUCUUGUGUAUGUCAGUGUUUGUAUAUAAUGUACUAAACAGAGAGCUUCAGUCGUGCAUGCAUAUUUUGCAUGCAUUAUGAUCGGAGAUGUACAUAUUUCUAUUCAGGUGAAGGAGGCAGAAAGCAACACAUAGCAUGGUACUUCCUGAUGCUUGUGUACUUACCACAGCACACCAAGAAACCCAAUUCCUGCAUUAAGUAAAACUUCAUACUUAUCUACAUUUGCACAGAAGCUUAGCUCAUGCUACCAUGGUGUAAUGUAAUAAUUCACCCUGUGCUGGGUUUUAAGCUAAAUAUUGUAUAAAUUAUUUAUUUAUGGACAUUAUCUUUCCAUUUUAUGGGGUUGUUCUGUUUGCUGUCUAGUUAGACCAACUCUACAUGUGAUUGAACCACAAUUGUAUUAAUUUUUACUUGUACUUUUUUUUUUCUUUUCUUUUUGGUGCGUAUUUUGCAUAGGUCUGACACCUUUUUGAGAGUAGCACUUUGUACAGAUUUCUGUAAAUAUUCUAAAUGCCUGUGAGCUUAAAAUACCGCUAUUAUAUCUCUCAGCAAAUACAUAACCGCCUAUGUGCCACUGUCUUGAGAUGACUGGCCUGCACAGCUUGGUGUUUCCUCAGAGCUUAGAGUUUUAGAUCAAACAGGCCAUGAGGUCUCAGUUCCGCUCCAGUGCUUGAUGAAAAAUCAGUCGCUUUCUGUCAUCGCCCUCAUCUCAAGUUAAAGUCCUGACCAAUUCUGAGCAUCACUGAAGUGUGAACGUCGAGGAACAGAAGAUCUCUAGAGCGCCAUUAAGGCCUGCUUUCCCUUUUACACUGUGCCUUUAUGCUUUCUUUUUUGUCUGUGAUCUCUUGUAUCCUGUGUAGUAUGUACAGAAAAAAGCCAAUGCAGAGGAAGCUGGUUUCCAGGGUUCGAAGCGACACUUGUUUCAGAUUUUGCCAAAUGAUUUCUUAACAAAAUUUAUCGCUGGUGAGUGUAAAAAAAAAAAAAAAGUUUUAGCACUUCUUCAUUGAGUUGCUGCACCGGUUCUUCCUUUUCACAGAUGAGCAGAUUCUAAAUGGUUUAUGCUGAUACUUGUUUAUCUUUGACUUUGCUUUCUGUUUGUAGGAUGUGGUGGGAG